UAUCUAGAUCUAGUUUGUUCAAAUUUAAAACAAAUACAUUGAAAUUAAAUUAAUAUUUAUAUACAUUAUUAUAGAUUCUACGAUCAAUAGGACAUUUUAUAGGAUAAGAUAGAUCUGGAUCUAUAUCUAUCUAUAUAUAUAUUUAUAUAUAAAUCUAAAUACCAAACAAUACUUUUACAUAGCUUUUCAUGCAGAUAAAAACAGACCAACAUGGCUGCCACGCUGUCGUUUCGAUGGCUAGAAAUACUAGAAAAAGAAUUUGAUAAGGGAUUUGUUGACUUAGAUCUCUUAUUAGGGGAAAUUGACCCAGAUCAGUGUGAAAUAACAUUUGAUGGACGUCAGAAAAUGACUGCAUUAAGUGCAGCAUUCGCCCAGUUAAGUCACAAAGCACAGACAAUAUUUCAAUGCAACGCAAAGCUGGAGGCUCAGCUAGUGGACAUGAGGUCAGAUAUGAUUGAGUUACAGGCAGCUAAAGCCCUCACUGAGAAAGAGUUACACACUUUACUACUACAACUGCAUUCCUCCCAACUAGAAGUACAUGAACUUAGAGGCCUUGAAGUAGAUUCUCAGGAAAUCAAGAAGAAGCUGGAAGCUGAGCUGUCAAACAGACAGCAGAAUUCUAUGGCAGUUGCAAAGUUGGAAGCUGAAGUAAAAAUGUUGCGCAAAGACAAUCAUGAGUUGAGGUCACAUAUCUUGGCAUUACAGAGUGAGGUGUAUGGUGCCAGGCUUGCUGCAAAGUAUUUGGAUAAAGAACUUGCUGGUCGAAUUCAACAAAUCCAAUUACUUGGACGUGAUAUGAGAGGCGCUGAACAUGACAAGCUUUGGAAUCAGCUUGAGGCAGAAAUACACCUUCAUAGGCACAAGACAGUCAUCAGAGCUUGUCGUGGUCGCAAUGGUCGCAAAAAGAAAUUACCCGUCCCACCUGGUCAUGAUUUUCAAGAGUUGAAAAGGAAACAUGGAAUGGGGGAUGCAAGGACAGUUGUAGUUCACAAGGAGCCAGAGGAAGGUCUUGGCAUGUCUAUUACAGGUGGGAAAGAGCAUGGUGUACCAAUACUUAUCUCUGAGAUACAUGAAGGACAACCAGCGCAUACAUGUGGUCAACUGUAUGUAGGAGAUGCCAUCCUCUCUGUGAAUGACAUUGAUUUACGAAAUGCUAAGCAUGCUGAGGCUGUUAAAAUACUUUCUCAACAGCAAGGGGACAUAACCCUGACAGUAAUGUUUGUUGCCCCUGAUGAAGAGAGUGAUGAUGAAAAUAAUGAAUAUGAAGAUGAAUAUGGCUUCAGGUAUAGAAUAUUUGAUGAAGAUGUGAUGGGCACUGCGUCAGCUGAAGAGUGCACUAAUGAUUUGUCUAUACAGUCCAAUGGACCAUUGUCUCCUCAAAGCCUUGGCUUGGCUUCAACUACUGGGGAAACACACAGCCAAUCUCAAGGUGGACAGUCUAACCCUGCACAGGCCAAUUCCUCAGCUUCUACAGCCCCAUCCAAUCAGCAGGCAGCUGUGUUGAGCCCUGCUGUGACACACGUCAGACCAAAUGGCAUUCCAAGUCAUACGCCAGCUGUCAGUGUAGCCCCAUCCAGCUCUAACACUAGUGUCUCAGCUAAAGGAAAAGUCAAGCAAUGAGGGGAUUCAAUCAUCAUUGUCUGUGAUAUCAUUGGGUGAUUUCUGUAUCUAAUGUUUAACUCUUGAUAGAAUGCAACAUUAGGUAGACUCUAUGAAUGCUAGUAUCAAGUUGUUUCUAAUGUUUUUUCAGAAAUCUUAAUACUAUUUAAAUAUAAAAACAAUAUAUUAAUUGAGCUUUUGCUUUAUGCUUCAUAAUUUAUACAUGUAUUUUUUGCAGCAUUUAAAAAAAAAUAAUAAUCUUAAAUCGACUGCAGGAAAAGUUGAACAUUACAUAAUUGACAUUUAAUUUAGACAGAUAUAUGGUUUGAUGAUGGGCUAAUUUGCACUAAUUUAGAGUGAAGGUGCCAAUAAUAGGAUUACUUAGUAUGUUUGAAAUAAAGCACUUUAAACAUUAAAUGUUUCUAUUAAGAAACUACAACAAUAUCUUAUUUUAAAAAGAUCACUAGGUACAAAAAAGCCAAAUAUUUCUAACAUGAAGCAAUAUAACAUACUAUGAUGUUUAGAUUUUGCACUUUAGCUAACAAGUUUUCUUUUUGUCAAUUUAAGAAUUUUUCCAUGGGCCAUAAUCAUGUAUUGAAUCAUACCAGAUAUACCAACCACUUUUGAACUAUAAAUAUUCUCAGUUUGAUCAUGGUGAUAUUCUCAUACAUGGAAUGAUUCUAUACUGUCCAAUAUACUAUUUGAGUAAAUGAGAAUUUCUAUUGAUUUGUGUAAUUACUUGAUUCAACUUAUUUGUUGCCUAACUAUUGAAUUACACUGAGUCCUUCACAACAGGAUUUGUACAUAAUUAGUUGUUGUUUUAUUGACUCCAUUUAUAUACACUCCACAAACAGUGACAUUAUGGAAAUAACAAUUGUACAAUGUAUGGCAGUGUUGUGAGUGUAUACACUAUGUCAACUUUCUCCCUAGAGUCACUUUGGUUUGUUUCUUGGUUCAGCACAGUUCUCUGUUUCUUUGUUUGACACAGUGCCUUCGUCUCCACUCAGUAUUGAUAGACUUAAUAUCUCUCUCUCUCUCUUUCCUCAUCUGUCAAUGUUGUUGAAUUUCUAUGACUGUUUUUGGAAUAGAGUAGUUGUUUCUAGUGAGUCCACUAGUGAGGUGUGUGUUAAUAUGUCUACACCAGUUUUUCUUCAACCGUUCAAUACUUGAGUGCCAUUCAUAUUAUUUGUGUCCUUUAUUGAUAUAUAUCCAUUAAGACCAUUGCUGGUUUUAAGACCACAGGUUGACCAUGUAUUUGGCCUGUGUGCAUGGGAUGCUUGAUAGUGUAUCUGUUUUAAAUAUAAGAGAUUAAUAAUCUGUGAUUAGAAGUCAAUGUUUGGUAUAGUUGCAAGAUCACAUCAACUAAAUGCAUCUCUUCAAGAUUUCACUCAAGCCUAAUCUGAAUUUCUAUUCACAAAACUUUUGUUUUGAUGGGGUGUUCUUUCCUAUUACAUUCUUAUGUUAGAUUUCUAGUGGUACACAUGUGGGGAUAAGACUUGGGUAGGUUGCAACUUAAACAAAUACUUUUUUUUUAUGUUACUUUGCAUGUUGUACUAACCAGACAAUGGUAUUCAUUAUUUUGAUGAAGACAUGAAAAAAGUGCAAUGAAGCCAUAUGUAAAUAGAAAUGUUUAGUGUGUGUGUGUACAAUUACAUUAUGUCUUGACCAAAUCAUUAUUUCUAACAACAUGGAGUCUAUAUUAGAAGUGAUGUAAUCUAUAUAUUAUAAAUGUUUUGAGAUUUACUUGUUAUAAUGUAACUUUCACUAGCUAGUGUAUCAUUCCAGAAAGGUUUGCUUUGUAUCAGAUAUUGUCAUUUCAGAAAAAAAUCUAAAACUUGAAAUCAUUUUCCGAUUCUUCUCUCUUUUGUAUCUGUAAAAUAAUAAUUUUUUUUUAAAGUCCUAAGGGAAUAUCUGUAAAAAAUGUGCUCUGUUAUAGUUGACAGUUUUUCUUAGCAGACUAAUGUUAAGUGUCAAUAUCAGAGUGGAUGAUGUAUUCCUUCUGAACUCCAAACAUAUUGUUUAGAAGGAAGGUUGUCCUAGAUUAUGUGCCUACUCUUAGCCAUAGACUUACGAAUGUUUCACUACUUUGGACCAUUGAAUCUCAACCCAAGAGAUGUAACUUACUUUGAUUAUAAUACUUGAUUACAGUGUUUUGACAGAACCAGCCACUUAGUUCAAUUCAAAUGUGAUUUUUUUAAAUUUCUUAACUCUUGUUUCAUUCUGAUCAUUGAAUUGUUGUUUUUAUUUUACUUUAAAAAAAAAAAAAGGAAAUGUAAUUUAUAUAGUGCUGUUCACAACUGGCUGGUCAUUUGGUUUGUGGUCUGACUGUUGUAUUUAUAUUCCCAGGUUUAAAACUUGUCUGCAGCCAUUCCCUGCCAUACUGCAUUGCUGGAGUGAUGUGGCUAUGUUCACAGUCAAAAUUCUUUCUUGUUGAAAGACACAAGCCAGUUCAAUAGCUGAACUUGAAACUAGAUUUUUUUUCUUGUUUUCAUUCUGCAUGCACCUUCUAGUUUAGUGGAAUUAUCUUGGCCUUACAAUGCUUGGAUUUACUGUAUUGAGUUCUUCUACUGUCUCACAAUGUGUCCCAUCAGCUUGGGUUCACUACACUGAGGCUACAAGCUUCUAUGUAGCUUCUAUUGUCUUAUCAAAUGAUGACUUGUAGCUGGACCUGGUUUACUGUUCAUCAUGUUCUUCUAGAAACUUGUGAAGCUUGUGGCUGAGCUCAAUGAGAAACUUCUGGCUGUGUGCAGUGAAGAUCCUUUGAAGUCAAAUAAAGAGCUACCAAAUCUUGUCCAAGGUGUGACAAUCUUUUUGGUUCCUGACUUGUCAUGUCUUUUCUAUUUGUUUUGUUUUCUGAACAUGACUUUUUCCUCAAGUGACUGAUUGACUUUAUUAUGCAGCCUCUCAAUAAUUUUUUGUAAUGUGAUGUCAACAUGCAAAAAACAUUAACUACUUUUAGAAACACUUUUGAUUUGUCAUGAUGAAUCAUAUUUGUCUUGUGGCUGUAAUGUAGACAAGGAACCAGCAUUAAAUAUUUUGUGCUCUGGUCACUCAUGUACAUGGACAUAAACUUAGAGUGUUUUAUAAAUCACACCUUUUGUACUAAUAUAAUAAUAUGUAUGUUAUAUUUAUUUGUUAUUUAUUUAAUACAUAUGUAAGAAUUGGAAUAGUGGACAGAAACUUGCAAGCUUUUUGUGACAAAACACAUGCCAUCCCAUACUAUCACAAGCCAUCACAUUAUCACAAAAGCCUGACAUUCAAUGUUUAUGUGUGAACAAAUGUACAUUUAUUGGAUGCUAACCAUGUCGUGGUGAAUUGUUUUACAUCUUUCUACAUUUAACAUGUGUGUUUGAGCCAAACUUAGGACUCGUGUGUAUGUGUCUAGUGUAGGUGUUAUUCACAAAGUUUGUGUGUGAGUAUGGGUUUAACUGUGUUUUUAUUGACCAAAGUAGUGUAAGUGUGUGUGCCAUGUGUCCCUACUGUCCUGACUCAAGGCUGUAUUAAUGCUCAUUUAUUUCAAUUGUUUUAUGUCUUUUUUUUUCUUUUUUUUUUUUUUGUUUCUCUUGUCUUUCACUUAAGAGAGAACUUAUUUGUAUCAAUGACUGUGGUCUAUUAAAGUUGGGCUAAAGAACAAA
Messenger RNA from Biomphalaria glabrata, 5234 nucleotides. RefSeq names its product Golgi-associated PDZ and coiled-coil motif-containing protein-like. Gene Ontology annotation, biological process: negative regulation of protein localization to cell surface. The record is from RefSeq and is a predicted model, not a curated record. Bases 211 to 1620 code for a protein of 469 amino acids. Lineage: Eukaryota; Metazoa; Mollusca; Gastropoda; Planorbidae. The transcript has 9 exons. Gene Ontology annotation, molecular function: transmembrane transporter binding. Gene Ontology annotation, cellular component: Golgi apparatus; membrane; trans-Golgi network transport vesicle.